This is a messenger RNA of Haliaeetus leucocephalus (bald eagle), 1821 nucleotides long. It is a transcript of the gene OTOP1, whose product is annotated as otopetrin 1. Gene Ontology annotation, biological process: proton transmembrane transport; inner ear morphogenesis. Lineage: Eukaryota; Metazoa; Chordata; Aves; Accipitriformes; Accipitridae. Gene Ontology annotation, cellular component: membrane. The record is from RefSeq and is a predicted model, not a curated record. Gene Ontology annotation, molecular function: proton channel activity. The coding region runs from base 1 to 1821 and encodes 606 amino acids. The transcript has 6 exons.
AUGGGGGACGGGCCACCAGCCGACGGCCUCGGGGCUCCCCGGGGGGAAGCGGGGCCGCCCGCCUGCAGCAGCCGGCCGGCGGCGGGGGAGAUGGAGAAAGCCGGCGGUUCCCCCUCGGCGGGCGGCAGCUACCCGCAGAAGAACGCCGAGAUCCUCAGCAGCCAGUACGGCAUCAACCUCUUCCUGGCCGGGCUGCUGCUCACCUUCGCCUGGGCCGUGCACGCCGUGGGCAUCAGCAAGAGCCACCUGCUCUCCUACCUCAUCACGCUGAUGCUCAUCCAGCUGCUGUGGAUGCUGUGGUACCUCUGCAGGAGCUGCACGCAGAGGAGGCUGAUCCGGGACAAGGACACGCACGCCGGAGCCCGCUGGCUGAAGUGUGGGAUUACAUUAUUUGCAGUGAUUACUUUAAUUCUGGACUCUUUUAAAAUUGGAUAUUAUAUUGAUUUUUCAAACUGUUUGUCACCAACUGAAGGCAUUUUUCCUGUUACGCAUGCCGUGCACACCAUCUUACAGGUGUACUUUCUUUGGUGUCAUGCAAAGGAUAUUAUCCAGUCUUUCAAAACACUUGAAAGGUUUGGGGUUAUCCAUUCUGUGUUCACAAAUUUACUCCUGUGGACAAAUGGAGUGUUAACAGAGUCAAAACAUCAACUGAAUGAGCAUAAGGAAAGACUAAUCACGCUUGGUUUUGGGAACAUAACAAUAGUUUUAGAUGAUCAUGCACCUCAAUGCAAUUGCACAACAACAACUCUCUGCUCGGUAUUUUCUCAGGGAAUAUAUUACCUAUAUCCCUUUAAUAUAGAGUACCACAUCCUAGCAUCCACGAUGUUGUAUGUCCUGUGGAAGAACAUUGGCCGCAAAGUCGAGCACCACCAGCAACACAAAACUCCAUUCAAAUUCCACGGCAUCACUGUUGGAAUGAUUUUUGGACUAAUCGUGUUAACUAGCACAAUAGCCAUAGUUGUUGUGUAUUUAAUUCAGAUUGGACGUUCGAAAAUCAAAAGCGAGUUAGCACUUACUAUGUUUUACCUGCAUGCUAUCUUUGUGUUGGCUCUCAUGUGUACAGCUGGAAUUGUUGCCCUUCUCAUCUACAGACUGGAAGAUAGAUCGUUGGAUAAUUCAAAAAAUCCUGCUCGAAAACUUGAUGCAGAACUGCUGGUGGGCACAGCCGCAGGGUCCUGGCUCCUCUCCUGGGGCUCGAUCCUCGCCAUUAUCUGUGCCCAAGCUCAUCCAAAAUACACAUGGUAUAACCUGCCCUACUCCAUCCUGGUUAUUAUUGAGAAAUAUAUUCAGAACCUCUUUAUCAUUGAAUCCAUACAUCGUGAGCAAGAAAAGGUGAAUGACGAUAUUAAAACUCUUCGAAUAGUGACUAUAUCUCGGGGGAGCACUUUAUCACUUACCCCCUCUUACAAAGAGAUUUACAACGGCAGAGCCGCUCGUGACAACGGGGAGGUACCCUGCCUGUUUAAGGGCAGUAUCUGUAGGAGAGAAAAUGAUGGUGGUGGUGGUGCCAAAGAAGAAACGAGUCAGGAAAAUAGUUUGGUCAUGCACUCAGCCUCAGAUUUUUCAUUUUACAGUAGCAGCUCAGUCACUAACAGCAAGAGGAGAAUUCUGAAGAACAUUGCUGCAUUUUUAUUCCUCUGCAACCUUUCGCUGUGGAUACCGCCGGCAUUCGGGUGCCGCCCGGAAUAUGACAAUGGACUAGAAGAAAUAGUUUUUGGCUUUGAACCCUGGAUAAUUGUUGUGAACCUUGCGAUGCCUUUUUCUAUUUUCUAUCGGAUGCAUUCAGCUGCCUCACUCUUUGAGGUCAAUUGUAAAACAUAG